AUGUCUGCCCUUCUCACCACCAUCGGCCUCCGUGCCGCCCCUGGCCAAACAGCCGCCAACCACGCCUCUGGCUUCUUGAUCGCCAACUGGGUCUGGGCCUUCUGUCUCAUGAGCAACCGUGGCGCUAAAUUUCGUCUUGGUAUCGACAACAACGUCUGUCCCCGCGAUGACUUGACCACCUACGGCGAGGCAGCGGUCCAGGCUGGUAAAAUCAGUCGCAGCACACUCAACAAGCUGAAGCGUCGGGAGGCUGCCCAUGCCAAUGCUCAAGAGGGGUACCCUUUGUUUGUGGCGGCAAUUUUGAUCUCGCUGUUCGCUGGCGUUCCCAACGAGACCAUCAACACCAUCGGUCUUUGGUAUUCAGUGUCGCGUGUUGUGUAUAGUGUGCUCUACUCAAACGUUACUACCAAGUCUACCAGCUACCUUCGCUCGGUCGCGUGGUGGUCUGGCAACAUCAGCUGCAUCUAUGGUCUGGUUCAGGCCAGCAAGAAGCUGUAG
This is a messenger RNA of Penicillium pulvis, 498 nucleotides long. RefSeq names its product MAPEG family protein. Gene Ontology annotation, cellular component: membrane. Lineage: Eukaryota; Fungi; Ascomycota; Eurotiomycetes; Eurotiales; Aspergillaceae. The record is from RefSeq and is a predicted model, not a curated record. The coding region runs from base 1 to 498 and encodes 165 amino acids. The transcript is spliced from 3 exons.